Molecule: messenger RNA, 1781 nt
Organism: Hypoxylon fragiforme
Lineage: Eukaryota; Fungi; Ascomycota; Sordariomycetes; Xylariales; Hypoxylaceae
Product: carbohydrate-binding module family 18 protein
Exons: 3
Coding region: 242-1627 (461 amino acids)
Biological process (GO): carbohydrate metabolic process
Cellular component (GO): extracellular region
Molecular function (GO): chitinase activity; chitin binding
Source: RefSeq, a predicted model, not a curated record
GAAUGACCCCAGUAUAGAAACUCAAUAGAAUUACCUACGUAAUUGACUAGUUUGGAGCAAUCUGGGGAUCGUGUAGAGUAUGAUUUCCCCUAAAACAUAUAAAGGAGGCUUCUCGCGGACAAGUCUCGUGGCGAGUUUUUCGCUAUUUUAUUGUAUACCAGAGAAAACAUAACUCAAUCAUAAGUCUUUCACUUACCUCGUAUACUAUUAUAUUACAUUCUUUAAUUACCUUCGCUUUCGAAUGACUCGACUUUCGUUCAGCAUUUUCUGGGUGUCUACGAUCAUAUCCCUCGCUUAUGGCGCCUUCAACAUAUCCGGCAAGAAUAAUGUUGCUGUCUACUACGGCCAAGGCGCAAGCCAACAGUCGCUAGGCACAUACUGCGCCGACCCGAACAUCGACGUCAUCAUCCUCUCGUUCGUGAACCUCUUCCCGGCCCAAGCCAACGGCUUCCCGGGCCUCAACUUCGGCAACCAGUGCGGCUCGACCGUGUAUCCGGGCCCCGGCUACAACGGCUCCACCAACGCGACCACCAACGCGCUGUACCAGUGCCCCAACAUCCAGCGCGACCUCUACACCUGCCGGCAAACCGCCCCCAACAAAAAAUUCCUCCUCUCCCUCGGCGGCGAAACCCCGCAGUACCAGCUCACCGGCAGCCCCGACGGCACCAGCUUCGCCAACCUCCUCUGGGGCCUCUUCGGCCCGCGCACCGCAGCCUGGGUCGCCGCCUCCCAGCCCCGCCCCUUCGACUACAACGGCGUCCCCUUCGCCGUCGACGGCUUCGACCUCGACAUCGAACACCCCCCCACCGACGGCUGGGCGGGGUACACCGCGCUGGCGACGCAGCUGCGCGCGAACUUCGGCGCCGGCGCGGGGUCGAGCUACCUCCUGACGGCGUCCCCGCAGUGCGUGGUCCCCGACGCGAACCUGUACGGCGUGCUGCAGCGCGCGGUGUUCGACGUGCUGUUCGUGCAGUACUACAACACGCCGCAGUGCAGCGCCGCGAGCUGGGUGGGCGCGAACCCGGGCUACGUGCCCGGCGCCGCGAGCUUCAACGGCGCGGGGUUCACGUUUGACGCGUGGACGUCGUGGCUCGCGGGCACGCCGAGCAAGAACGCGCGUCUGUUCGUCGGGCUGCCCGGGUCCGCGCAGGCGGCGAGCGCGGCGUCGGUGGUGACGCCCGCGGGGGCGCUGAGCCUGGGGAGCGCGUUCUUCUGCCGGGCGAACUUCGGCGGGUUCGCGGUGUGGGAGGCGACGUAUGGGGCGAGCAAUGUGGUGGGCGGGCUGAACUUCCAGGAUAAUAUGAAGAAGAAUUUGAAUGUGUCGGGGGCGGACACGAGGUUGGCGUGUGUGAUCCCGGUGGCGAGUAGCACUAGCUCUAGCUCGUCGAGCUCAACGUCCACGAGUUCGUCCAUAACUUCAUCUCCGACUAAGUCGACUUCGUCUUCUACCCAGACGGCGAGUAGUAGUACCAGUAGUACUCCGGCAAUCUCAACCAACAACCGUUGUGGAAAGGGGUUCGGCACCGCGUGCGGGUCUGGGAUGUGCUGUAGUCAGUAUAGCUAUUGCGGUACUGGAAGCACGUACUGCGGCACGGGAUGUCAGAAAGGGUUCGGGACGUGUACCUAGGCUACCUAGGUAGUUUAGCUCAGGGUUCGGACCAACCCAACUACAUCUCCGACCCCCUCUGGUGUAGUUGGGUUGGUUAUAAUACACGACCACCUCCGGUGUAGUGUAUACACGACCCCCUCUGGUGUAUUACACUUACGAAAAUUGCUGGUGU